Molecule: messenger RNA, 1266 nt
Organism: [Candida] anglica
Lineage: Eukaryota; Fungi; Ascomycota; Pichiomycetes; Serinales; Debaryomycetaceae
Source: the annotation of a GenBank genome assembly
AUGGAGAAGUCGAAUAACGGAACUGGUAAUGGGUUGAUAGAAGAAAGUUGCUCAAAGCGACUGAAUGCAUGGUUUAAUGUCACGUCAAAUAUUUCAAGAGUGUUUAAUAAUUUAUUCGGAGUUGCGGAACAUACAGAAGUUAAACUGCAACAAACUCCGGAAGUAUCAACUCCGGUGAAUAAUAGAAUUCAAUCUGAUUCAAGUAUCCAAGAACUUGUAGAAAGAAGAACUAAAACCUUGGAAAAAUUAAGAGAGAAAACUGGUGAAUCAGAAAGAAUUUUCACAAGAACUCCGGAAUUUGAAAGAAGAAUGCAAGUUGUAGAUCAAUUAUAUUAUCUGCGGUCUAGUACUCCGCAAAGACAAGUAGAUUCUAAGAAACGAAAGAACCUGGAAGAGUCAAAUAUAGCGCUGGCGCGAAAGAUUCCCAAGAUACAUGGAAAAGAGGAAAUGAAAGAACAAGAAAGGGGUCAAGAUACAGACGAAGAACCUUCAUUAGUUCCCGAUAAUUGUCCAAACCAAAUUCUAUUAGCAUUACAGCGUAAGCGCGAUUACAUGAACGACUUAGAUCAAGAGAAGAAAACACUGACAACAACGACGACGAAUAAUAAACUUACUACUAAUAAUAAACCAGAUAAGUUAUUACAACAAUUACUCAAUAGUCGACAAGUUGUUGAACAGUCUAAAGCCCGUAAAUCUCGAGUACCAAACACUUUAAAUCAACCCAAAAUACUGGAUUCUGUACAAUCUGCAAUAUCUUAUAGAAUGAAUAUUGCCAAUCUUUUGAACCGUACAGAUCCUAGCAUUAGUUCAGAUUCUGAAGACUCAGAAUUGGAUGAAAUUGAUUCUGAAGAAGAGGAAAUCAAUGAAAUUAAAGAGAACAAGCUUCAAAUACCCGAUACCAGUAUCAGCUCUCAAAAGUCAGAGAGAUCUAUUCAUCAAGAUAAAAGUAGUCAAGAUCAAAUAACACUUAUUUCUAGUAGUCCAAAGGCUGGAAGUACCCCAAUUGAUCAAUAUCGAACGAAGAAUAAUGUACAUAAAAAUAAUAAUACCACUACAGGUGGGACAAAGAAAGUGUUAUUGGCAGACAUUAUACGUAGCAGAUAUGCAGAAGCUGCCUUAAGUGAAGACAUUCCUAAGGAACACCAGGGUAAAGAUAGUGUUGAUAAUUCAAUAAUUGGUGGUAAGACUUACAGUGAUUUAACUAUCCUGGCAUUUAAAAAUCAAGACGAAAUAUCUCAAUGGAGAAAGAAUAGGAGUACAGUCUGA